Mercurialis annua (annual mercury) is the source of this 914-nucleotide messenger RNA. RefSeq names its product fasciclin-like arabinogalactan protein 12. Lineage: Eukaryota; Viridiplantae; Streptophyta; Magnoliopsida; Malpighiales; Euphorbiaceae. The transcript has a single exon. The coding region runs from base 59 to 823 and encodes 254 amino acids. The record is from RefSeq and is a predicted model, not a curated record.
AAAACCCUAGCUAGCUCUUCAUCCCAUCAAACAAAAUCUCUCACUAUUUCAAUUAAACAUGAAGCAGCAAACUUGUCUCCUCUCAUUCUCACUUCUCAUCUUCUUCUUCCUCAUUCUCCAUUCCACAGCUCAAUCACCAGCUCCUGCUCCGACACCGGAAGGCCCUACAAAUAUAAUCAAAAUCUUAAAAAAAUCCGGCGAGUUCAAAACCUUUAUCCAUCUUUUGAAAACUACUCAGCUAGAUAGCAACUUAAACUCCCAACUCGAUAAUACAAACAACGGCUUAACUAUUUUUGCACCGAGUGAUACUGCAUUUUCUAGCCUCAAGAAACGAACCCUAACCUCCUUAACUCGUCAAGAAAAGGUCGAGUUGGCUCAGUUUCAUAUUGUUCCAACUUUUAUUUCAGAUACCCAAUUUGAUACUGUCACUAAUCCUUUGAAAACGCAUGCUGGAUCAGGAACUAGGUUUCAGCUUAAUGUUACUACAAGUGGCAAUUUAGUAAGUAUAGCAACCGGACUUACGAAUACUACUGUGUCUGAAACUGUAUAUUUGGAUCAUCAUCUUGCUAUUUAUAAGGUUGACAAAGUUUUACUGCCUUUGGAUAUAUUUACUCCUAAGCCUCCUCCGGCUGCCGCGCCGGAACCUGUAGCGAAAAAGAGUGAAGAGGAAAGUGUCGAGGACGAUGACAGUGAGGAUGAUGAUGAUGAUGACGAUGAAAAUAGUGUAAAAAAUGUUAAAUCUGGUGCAGUAAGUUUGGUUGUUGAUUGUAAUUUGGUGUUAAUUGGAGUGAUUGGUGUAGUUGCUGCAACAUUUUCUUUGUGACAAAAUUUUGAUUAUGUUGGGCUAUGGGACCAAUUGUCUAUGAGUUUGGCUUAAUUGAAAUGGCACGGCAGUAUUGUGACGUUCUUUUUUA